UAUUGGCGGUAGAUACAUAUCGUCAUGGCAACAUACAGACGAACUGUUACGAUAGAGAACCCAAAAUGUCGGAACAGGACGAUAAACCCGAUUCGAGCUCAAGUAAAAGAAGCCUCAAAACUGCCACAAAUCAGCUAAAAGCCGAGGCUUUGAGGCGACUAAAACUAGAUGAUGCCGAGAACGAGGGUGAUAAUGCAUCCGAUGCCGGGGAUUCCGUUGGAAGCAGGCAAGAAUCGAACCUUGCGAGUGGUUCUUCGAAUCGAGAUGAGAAGGCAGUAAACGAUGGGAUAGAGAAACCUUCCGAAGUAGGAAUGCAAGAAUCUAGCGAAAACAAAGAGGGAAUGAAGCCAAAUUCGCAAGAAGACAUAAAUGAAGCUGAUCUAACUAGAGUCGGGGAGCCUUCGUCUGGUGAAAAUGAUGCAAAUCCGAAUAAAGAUGAAAAUAUUUCUGGAGAUGGUGGCGAGGGAAACAAAGAUGUAAAAGGCGAUGACCGGGAAAAAGGUAGCACAGAAAGUGGAGAGAUCACAGAGAAAGAUUAUAGUCAUAUUGCUGAAGAAUCGAAGGGUAAGAAACAAGGAGUCGAUACUCCUCAAACGGAAAAUGUUGUUGGACAAGGACAGAUGGGGAGUAAUGGUUCUCAGGCAGAAAACGAUGAACAGAGAGUCGAUGGAAGUGCAAAGCCAUCUACUGAGGGUGGGGUGAGUGUAGAAGCCCUACCAAGUCAAAAUACUGAGAGUUCUGUACAGCAAGGAAAACCAAAACAGGGCGGCGAGCAGCAAGCCGACAAGGUGUCAGAAGGUGCUGGUGAGGGUGGUGUCAUUUUGGAAAGUGGUGUUUCUGAAAGGUCUAUUGACAACUCAGUUGUGGAGGGGAAAACAGGGGAAAAUAAGAAAGUUGAAAAUUCAAAAUCAGACAAGCCAGAUGGAGAUUCAGAGGAAAAGGCAUUGGGUGAUGAUACAAAAGCUGUUAAUUUGGAUGAAAAUGCAAAGACAGAUAGUGAUGGAAAACCUACUGGAGAUGAAAAAAUGGAAAAUAAUGCUGCCCAAUCUGUGUCAGAUCCAAAAAGCAGAACAGAGGGCUCUGCUGAAAGUGAAAAUCAAGAUGGAAAAUCAGCAACUUCUGUUACAGGAAAAGAAGCAAGUGGAACCAAUAAAGAUGACGGAACAACUCUAAAAGAUAAUGAUUCAAAUAUUGAAUCAGGACGCAAUGCCAGUGGUGAUAAAAGUGCUGCUAUCCCAGUAGAUGGUUCUAACACUACAGAGAUGAGAGAUCCACAAGCCCACAAAACUGCAUCAACAUCUGCUACAGCAGCUAGCAUUGGAGAAAGUGUGAAUGAUGAUAACAAUAAAUCUGCUAGUCAGCAAGUAAAUGAGGAUAAAGAUGCUACGAGCCAGUCUGCUAACAAAGAUGCUUCAACUGAUGGUGCAGAAACACGCAAAGAUGGCAAAGAAGAAGUCACUCCUCCUCUAAAUGAACAAACUGAAUCAGACAUUAGUAAUGAAAUAAACAAAGGGCCAGACAGUAAGGGGGGUUCUUUAGAGGGUGUUGGUGGUAAAGAUGCUAGUGUUGAUGCUAAUGAGAAAUCUGUCCCUAAACAGGAGACAGCAGAGGAAAAAGAUAAUUCAGAAACAACUGAGAGUAAUGUUCAAGAAGAGGGUAAAAGCAUGGAGACUAGUGAAUCUGCUGCUCAGGGCACAAGUGAUAAGGAUGCGACAAAAGUAGAAUCAGAGACGAAUGAGGUUCCAGAUGAGCCAAAACAAUCUGCUGAAACUCAAGAAAAAGUGGACUCCAAGAAAGGCAGUCCCAAAACUGAUGAGGGUGGUGUUGCGGACGAGGCAAAGGCAGCAAAGGGAGAGGAAAUGGGAGAAGAUCAAAAGGUGACUGCUGCUGGAUCAAGUGAAGACACUGCUGGUCUGGAAGCGGUGGAGACUGAAGGAGGUGCAGAACAACAAGGUGACGAAGUUCAAGGUGGAGAGGCUGGUGAUGCAGAAAGGGUGAUUCCUGACGAUUUCUAUUAUGAUUAUGAUGACAUGGCAUCGAAGCCUUUCUCUACAGAGGGAAUUCCAAAUCAGCUCAUCUCAUUUCACCAUUCAUUUGGUUUUGAAUGCACCAAGAGGUCCAAUCUCCAUGUAAUUGAUGAGGACAUUGCUUUGUUUUCUGCGGGGAACAUGGUCGAGCUACUAAAUCUGAAGACACGUGAGCAGAAGUACUUGCGCACUACAGGCGGUGGAGGGAUUGGUGCUAUUGCAGUGCACCCUAGCCGCAAGUACUUUGCUGUUGCAGAAAAAGGCAUCAAACCAGACAUCAACAUCUUUGAAUACCCCUCAUUGAAGCUUUACCGUGUCUUACGUGAUGGUACAGAAGAAGCAUAUGCCAACCUGGACUUCUCUCCUGACGGAAGCAUGCUGGCAUCUGUUGGGAGUUCUCCGGACUUCAUGCUGACUGUCUGGGAUUGGAUUAAGGAAAAGGUUCUUCUCCGCUCGAAGGCUUUCUCACAAGAUGUGUACAAGGUUGCGUUUUCACCAGACAACGAAGGGCAUCUGUGUACCAGUGGCUCCGGACAUAUACGCUUUUGGGAAAUGGCCAACACUUUCACUGGCCUCAAACUCCAAGGUCUUAUUGGAAAGUUUGGUGCGAAGGAAAUUUCAGAUAUUGAAGGUUUUGUAGAGCUGCCUGAUGGCAAGGUGUUGUCAGGAUCUGAGUGGGGUAACAUGUUGUUAUGGGACGGGGGUCUCAUCAAGGUUGAGAUCUCCAAGAAAGGGAAAAAGACAUGUCAUAAUGGCACGAUUGAGCAGUUCUUCAUGGAUGAAGGAGAGCUUGUUACAAUUGGCAUGGAUGGGUUUGUCAAGGUUUGGGACUUCGAGAGUAUUGACAAUGCAGACACCACUGAAGAAGGCUCACUCUUUGAGAUGGAUCCAAUGUAUGAGCUGAAGGUUGGAGCUGAUGUAAAGCUGAUGUCAAUGCAGAAAGCUGUUAAUUCUGAGGCUCCAAUUUGGUAUGCUCAGGAUGCAGCAGGCGGUAUCUGGAAGCUUGAUCUCUCAUUCACACACACUAGCCAUGCCCCUGAACGCCUGUUUUCAUUCCAUGCUGGUCACAUCACAGGUCUGGAUACAUCCCCUGUUGCACAUUUAGUUGCCACGACAGGAGAGGAUUAUACUGUGCGUGUUUAUGACUACUUGUCCAAGAAACAAAUGUGCCAGAGCAGGUACAGCACUGGAGGCACAAGCCUGCUGUGGGUGCCGAAAAGUGUCGAUUCCAACGGGACAAAGAUUCUUGCAGGCUUCAACGAUGGGGUCGUCCGUCUGCUGACCUUAAACAAGGUUGAUCCAUCUCAAGUUCGCAGCAAGAAAUCCAAGUCGAACUAUAAGCUGAGUCUGACUCAAGUGUUCAAGCCUCACACUAAGCCGGUGACUGUGAUGACUAUCGACAAAGAGGGCGAACUGCUCGCUACAGGGAGUAAUGACUGUACGGUUUUCUUCUUCUCUAUCGGAGAAACAUACAAACCAAUUGGAUUUGUGGAAACUGCUUCACCAGUCAAAUCUAUUGAGUGGUCCAAGAAAGGGAAGAAAGGUAAAAGCCUGCUGGUGAGCUGUAAGGACGGUACUGUGCUGGAAGUUGAGGCUCCUGACCCUGGUGAGCAUGACACAAGCAAGACCUUUCACCUCCCGCUUACUAACCUCAAGAUCACUGAGUUCCUUUUCAAGAGCGUCAAAGACAAACUGAGGAAAGCCGAAGAGGCAGAGCGCAAAGCUAAAGAGGAAGAGGAGAAGCGAAAAAAGAAGGAAGCUGAGCAGGCACGACGCCGAGCAAGAGGUCUUGAAGACGAGGAAGAAGAGGAGGAGGAGGAGGAGACGAAGGAGGGAGAGGGAGAAGAGGAGGAGGAGCAAGAUAAACAGCAAGAGGAACGGCAGCCCAGUGAGAUCAUCAAGAGCUUUUACUAUGGACCUGACAAGAACAAGUUCUGGCUUUCAAUGGACGGCUGGGACGCAGGCUAUCUGUACGAGUGUGAUUUUGAGGAGAAACCUUCCUCUAAAGAUGAUGAUACGACAGGCGAGCCGGUCAAAUCUCUCCCUGUACCGAACAGCAACGACACGCCCAUCAGAUCAGUCUAUCUAACCAAUUCUGGUCGUUUCCUGAUGUUUGGUAUGGACGAUGGUCAGAUUCGUAUUCAUCCCGUUGAACCUGGAAAGGACCUGGAAUCUUUAUCCAAUUACUGGUCAUUCACGAUUCAUGACAAUCACAACGGCUCUGUGUGGCAAUUACGCACAAGCUUUGAUGACAAGUAUGUCUUCUCUGUUGGUGCUGAGGGGAAUUUUUUCGCUCACCAGUUUAUGGAUAGCGCCGUAAAGGGCCUCAAGCUACCAAGCAAGGUGUCCCUCCCAUCACCAAAGAAAAUAAUCGGCGAGGAUGGGCAAGAAAUCGAAAAGAAGGUGGAUGAUAUAGAUGACCCGAAUUUUUACAGUAUCGAGUUGGAGAAACAGAAAGCUGAACAUGACCGGAUGGUGAAGCUCGCCGAGGAAAAGAAGCAGAAAGUUCGUCGUAAGAUUGCUGAACUUAGACGCACCUUUAAGCAGCUGAUGAAUCGUAACCAGGACCUCCCAGGUCACGUCCAACUUGCCACAGAGGAAUUCAUCAUUGAUCCCGAAAUUCGGAAAGAGCUCGAAUCACACACACAAGAGAAGAUCGAUCUGGUUCAUCGGGAGAUGUCAUGGGAAUCGGAAAAACACGCUAUCGGGCUCAGAAAACUCAAAAACCGGUUCAAGGACGAGCUGGAAUGUGAGCGUAUAGUCCUCAUUGCCUUCCUCACCGAGCACCAGGUUUCUUCCUUCCGCAAGAGCAAGCCUGAUUACUUACAGCAGUUACUCCAGGACGCCGAGGGCCCUACCUCCAAGACUGCAGAAGGGGGCGAGGGAGUUGGUGGUAAGAAGGCUACCUCUACCUUCAGAGCUGCUCAGAUGAAGCGGCAGAGUACAGUAGACAAGCUUAUGGGUCAGCAAAAGCAACAACAGCAGCCUGGAGGUGGCCAGAGCCAGCUUGGUGGGAAGGUCGCCAAGGCACUUGAGAAGGCUGAAGCACGGCGACAGAAGAGACUCGCCAGGCAGGCGCAGUGGGAUGACUUGAAUCGCAACAAACCUGACGAGAACUAUGAGGACCCCAGUGAUAAAGCUGCCAUCAAGAACGCGCGGGAACACAUGGGCGACUAUAAGCUGAAGACUGCCAAGGACUACGUAGUGCCUGAGAGUCAACGUGUGAACGCCGCCAAGAAACGAGUUCAACUUCUCAAGUUACUGGACCAGAUUCACUACUACAAGCUCAACUUCAACCAAAAGUUCCUCGCCUUACGAAACAAGAAGAUGGCUGUCAUCAAGGAAGCCAAAGAAGCUGUCAAGAAACUCGAAAUGAUUCAGAAGAAGCUUGAUUUCCACUCAAGGCGACCCAUCCCUAAAGUGCCAAGCAUGAGACCCGAGGAGUGCCCGGAAAAGCGCCUUGAGUACACGCGUGACCAGCUCUUGGAGUUUAAGAAAGAGAAGGACGAAAAGGACAAGCAAGGCGGUGGUCAUGACGAUGGCGGGGGUGGUGGCGGAGGUUUUGGCGGCUUUGGAGGUUUCGGAGGGGGAGAGUCAAAACUCGGUGCUGGGAAGUCACGUGACCGCUCCAUCUCGUCUGUUUCGGUCCAUUCCUCGGGAAGGCCCAAGUCCAGUCUCAGCGGGGUGACAGAGAAAGGGACCCCAGAGCCCACCCUGGAAGAGGUUCCCGAGGAACCCUCCCCGCUAGAGCAGGAACUACAGUACGAGGAGCGAAUAAGGUUGAGCUACGAGCAAGACGUCCUUGUUGACCACAUAAACUCCAUGCUUAGAAAGUUCGAUGCCGACCUUCGCACCCUCCGCCACGAGAAGAUGAACACGGAGGUGGGCCUCAAGUGCGCUGACCUCCGCCAGGUCACUCUCUUCGAGGAGUUCGUACUGCUCAAGGACUUCGAGAAACGCGAAAAUAUUUACGCUAAUAAGGUUAACACGAGGCUAGAAGAGAAGGAAGACAUGCAGGACAAGGUUGAGGACUGUCAGUUGAAGUUAGACACCAAGAAACAAGAUAUUGAGAAGCUACAAGACCAGGAAAAGGCUCUGCACACAACCUUUGCCACCACUCUCGGCGAGAAUAACAAGUUCGAGAACUUCCUGACAAAAGUCUUUAAGAAGAAAAUCAAGAGGGCCAAGAAAAAAACUCAGACAGAGGAAGGGUCUGACGAGGAUAGCGAAGAUGAGAACAGCGAUGAUGACUUUUCAUCUAGCGACGAGGAAGACAGUGAUGCCGAGGAGCUAGAUGACAGUGUUUGUCCACCUGGGUGCGACCAGGCGCUCUUUGAUCAUGUGUGUCAGCUGCGCGAGCGGAGACUGGAUCUAGAGGAGGAGCUAGCGGAGGAAAAGAAGACGAGUGAGAGUCUUAAGAAGGAGCUGGACGCGCUGGUCAAGAAGGCCAAGGUCAUCGACAGCGCACUCAAGACCGCUGAGGCUGACCUCGAGGCAUUCCAGCGCGAGAAGCAGCAGAAGCUGAACGAGCUAGACGUAGUGGUGGUUCUUCGCCUGCACCAGGUUCAGCAUAUGAUAAAUGGAAGCAUUCCACACGAUCUCAGCAACUGCCUCGUGUUUGGCGGGGCCGGCCUUAUAAACCUACAGUCACGCAUCAAAGAACUGGAGAAAGAGAAACACGAGCAGAAACGCCUCUAUAGAGAGCACAGACAAACCCACGUGCAACUGAUCAGGGACAAGAAAGUCAUGGAGUCGAGGAUUGACGAGUUGGAGGAGAAAGUGCGUAACAUGAUGAUGCUGAAGUUCGGGCGUCUCGUGGAUCUUGAGAAACUGGAGACUGUUACCGUCAACAGGACAGUAGAGGAACUGAAAGAGAAGCUACGGCAGGCGGAGAGUGAAAGCGCCAGAGAUGUCGCCAAGUGGGACAGUAAGAUUGAAUCGUACAAGCAGAAGAGCACACAGUUAACCCGCGAGAACACGCAACGACUCGACACGUUCACGGUACUGCUACAGGAGAAGAAGGAACUGGAACACAUGUUAGACUCCAGACAGAAAUCACUGGGAACUGAGUUCACAGGAGCCCGCAAAGCCGAUCUUCGCGAGCGUCAACGACUUGUCCAACUGGUCCAAUUACAGGCGCAAGAGAUUGAUGCACUCAAAGACGAAAUUACCCUUUUAUCGCGCAAGGGGGGACACAUCCUACCGCCGGCACAGCCACCCCUCCCCCCCGGACAAACACCAAUACCCAAUCAGUAAAGCAGUGUGCUUUUGUAGAUACUUAGGUAAAAAAAGUUUGUAUUUUGUAAAGUUUAACCUAUUUUAAUGUAUAUUUGAGGAUAAUUGAAUUUUGGCUGCGUUGUGCAAGGAUCCACUCGUGUGAACUUUCGAAUCCCUUUUUGAUAUGUAACACGGUGAAAUGAAUAAACAUCAUUUAUAGAAAA
Messenger RNA from Nematostella vectensis (starlet sea anemone), 7468 nucleotides. RefSeq names its product cilia- and flagella-associated protein 44-like. The transcript has 36 exons. Bases 66 to 7283 code for a protein of 2405 amino acids. Lineage: Eukaryota; Metazoa; Cnidaria; Anthozoa; Actiniaria; Edwardsiidae. Gene Ontology annotation, molecular function: protein binding. The record is from RefSeq and is a predicted model, not a curated record.